This is a messenger RNA of Aegilops tauschii subsp. strangulata, 2412 nucleotides long. Lineage: Eukaryota; Viridiplantae; Streptophyta; Magnoliopsida; Poales; Poaceae. The record is from RefSeq and is a predicted model, not a curated record.
AUGGCCCGGCCGAGCAAGAAGUCGCGGCAGUCCGGCUCUGGCCUGGCGGAGCUCGCCGCCCACCUCACCAAGCGCCUCGCCGACGCUAACCCCAGCUCCAACCUCGUCUUCUCUCCGCUGUCCAUCUACGCCGCCGUCGCGCUCCUGGCUCCGGGCGCCCGGGGGGCCACCCUGGACGAGGUCCUCCGCCUCCUCGGCGCGCGCUCCCGCGAAGAGCUCGAGGAAUCCAUCUCCCGCGUGGCGAACGACGCGCUCCAGGACCUGUCCGGAUCCGGCGGCCCGAGCGUCGCGUUCGCAUGCGGCGUGUGGAACGACGAAAGGCGGCCGCUGAAGCCGGCUUACCGCGAGGCCGUCGUCGGCACGUACAGAGCGGAGGCGCGCAGCCUGGAUUUCCGGGAGAACUCGGCGGAAGCGGCGCGUCACAUCAACGCCUGGGUCGCGGAGGUCACGAGAAACCUCAUCGACGACGUCGUCUCACCGAGCGACGUUGGCAUGGCGACCGACGUCGUGCUCGCCAACGCCAUAUACUUCAAAGGCAAGUGGAACCUGCCGUUCCGCGAGACGGCCACCAGGGACAGGCCGUUCCACCGGCUCGACGGAACCGCCGUCGACGCGCCCUUCAUGUACAACCCCGCCCGCCAAUUUAUUGCCGUGCAUGACGGGUUCAAGGUGCUCAAGCUGCAGUACAAGAUGCGGCAGCGAGGAUAUCAACCCACACAGUACUCUAUGUGCAUCUUCCUGCCAGACGCCUACGACGGCCUGCGGAGCCUCGUCGACGAGAUAACCUCCCGUCCGGGCUUCGUGCACGAUCACCUGCCGGUGAUGCCCGUCAAGGUCGGCGACUUCGGGGUUCCCAAGUUCAAACUUAAUUUCUCGAGCAGAAUGGCCGAAAUCCUCAAACAGCUGGGCCUCGUUCUGCCGUUCGGCCAGGGUUCUGAUCUGUUGGACAUGGUGGAGGACGACGGCGCCGGCUCCCCUUUGCUCGUUCAAGAGGUCAUCCAUAAGGCUGUCAUCGAGGUCAACGAGGAAGGGACGGAAGCAGCCGCUCUCACCAUGCCGUUCCUGCCUCCUGGAUGUUCUCGUGUGAUGAUGUCGGAGCCCAUGGUGGAUUUCGUCGCCGACCAUCCCUUCGCGUAUUUCAUAGUCGAGGAGGCCUCCGGCGCGAUCCUCUUUGCAGGGCAUGUCGUCGACCCAACCAAUGGCAGCAGCACGGAUGAUAUUGGGCAACCGAAAGAGGGGGAUGCAUUUAACGAGCAGAGGUUACCUGCUAGAGGGUAUGAGUUGCCGGUGACCAAAAACCCGUCGGUGCAGUUCGAUGUAGCAGGGCCAACGGGGAAUCCUGGCUCCAGUGGCCUGGCAGCGCUCGCCGUCGGGCUCUCGAGGCGCCUUGCCGAUGGGAGCGCGGACGACAACCUAGUCUUCUCGCCGCUGUCCAUCUACACCGCUCUGGCGCUCCUGGCCGCGGGCGCCCGGGAUGCCACACUGGACGAGAUCCUCGGCGUGCUCGGCGCACGGUCGCGCAGCGAGCUCGAGAACUUCGUGUCACACAUGGCGGCGGACGCACUCCAAGACAGGUCCGCCUCGGGCGGCCCCCGCGUCGCGUUCGCGUGCGGCGUGUGGAGCGACCUGACGCGGCGGCUGAAACCGGCCUUCCGUGAGGCCGUCGUGGGCACGUACAAGGCCGAGGCCAGCAGCGUCGACUUCCGCAGCGCGCCGGAGGCAGCACGGAGGCAGAUCAACGCGUGGGCGGCUCAGGUGACGAGGAACCUCAUCGACUCGGUCCUCCCGCCGGGGUCGAUAAGCCCGGAGACUCGCGUCGUGCUCGGCAACGCCAUGUACUUCAAGGGAAAGUGGGAGGACCAGCCGUUCGACAAGAGGCACACCGCUCACAAGCCAUUCCACCGGCUCGACCGCAGCCAGGUCGACGUGCCCUUCAUGCAGAGCUGGGAGUCACAGUUCGUCGCCGUGCAUGACGGGUUCAAGGUACUCAAACUCCGGUACAAGAUGGACCACCUGCCGGAGGAGCAGAUCACCCUCGGCGAGUUCCGGGUGCCAAAGUUCAAGCUGUCCUUCAACAGCAGCCUCGUCGCUGUUCUCAAGAAGCUGGGGCUCAAGCUGCCAUUCUGCCUGGAAGGCGACCUGUCAGACAUGGUAGAGGACGGCGGCUCUGGCUUGCCGGUUGUAGUGGGGGAUGUCAUCCACAAGGCCGUCGUCGAGGUAAACGAGGAAGGUACUGAAGCCGCCGCAGUCACUAUGGUCAUCUCGUCUCCUGGAUGUGCACCAAUGGGGUCGUGGUCGCCGCCUCCACAAGUGGAUUUCAUCGCUGACCAUCCGUUUGCUUACUACAUAGUGGAGGAGGCAACCGGCGCAGUUGUCUUUGCGGGCCAUGUUCUCGACCCCUCCAAGGAGUAA